AUGUAUUCUUCUCUUCAGCGACACAACAUUGUUCUCAUUGUUGUCCUGUUGACGCUUUUAUUCUCUUUAACUUAUUUUCGGCAUGCUGCAUAUCAAAUCGACAGACCACUAUCAUCCGUGUUACAACAAUCGCCCGAGGAACAGCUACAACAACAACCCAUCAUCUCGCCACCCCCACCUCCUUCUUCGGCAUUGAGCACUUUAUCCAACGAAACAACUGCAUGUGAUAAAGUAGACUUCAGCUGGCUAGCAUCGGAUCGUACGCAUUGGGAUGGUUGGGCAUCAAAAGCUAUGUUCAUGCGACCCGAUGGAAAGUAUACAUCGAGAAACUUUACCAUCGAAGCUGGUGACAGCUUGUGUGCUGUUGUUUUGCUUGGACCAAUUCCAGCCGUGGGUGCUAUACGACCUGAAACGCACUUUGCACCAGCUGACAGCAUCACAAUCCAAGCAGUGGGCGAUCAUGUUUUGAUUCCAAUUACGCUACAACAGCACCACAAACAAAGCAACGUAUACUAUAGCGCUGUACACUUUGCUCACCCUGACACCUAUCGCCUUGAAAGCACCACCGAAUACCGUUCCUAUUUUUGGGAAGCCCCUAUUUAUCACGCUCACCGACCUUUCCAUUAUACCUCACAUCACCGGGUCACGGUCAACACACCACCCGUUAUUGACCAAGCCCAAUCGUAUUGCGAUACCACUCAUGCAACAGCCGGUAGUUGGAUCAACAAAACGAUGGAUGAUAUGGUUGAUUCCGAUUUUUUGAUUUAUACUCCCGACACUUGUCAAUUGCGCGACAUCACCCCAUCUGAAGCAGCCCAAUGCCUUGAUGCUAAAAACGUUCAUGUUGUCGGCGAUAUUCACGUGCGGAGAAACAUGCGUUCGUUUGCCUCGGGUGAAGAUUGUAGUGUGGUCGAUGAUAAUGACAAGUGCGGCUAUAAUGAAGAUGAGCUUGUCCUUGAUGCUGCUACUAGUGGAUGGCCUGCAAAUACGGAUGUUCAAUACCUUAUCAUGGAUAACAGCAUUGGCAUGGAUGGCCAUUGGCGUGAUGUGCUACAACAAGAGGAUAUCCCACGUGCUGAUGUGGUGAUUGUUGGCGUUGGUAACCAUGACAUUGAGCAAAACCGGUUAACACCACGACAAUACUGGCACGCCUUUACCGAAUUCUUGAUCCACUUAAUGACCAAGGUCUAUCCAACACAGACGAUUGUUGUACGUACCCCACAAUACUUUUGCUGUGGCACCAUUCAUGGCACGUCAUGGAAUGCAGGCCGUAGCCAUGCAUUUGCCAACGUGAUGCGUCAUGCAGUACAACACAUGGCAAGCGAUCGUAUUGUUCUUUGGGAUACACAUCGCCUUGGUAUCAAUGCACACGUUUGUCCAGGCACUACCCAAAGCCCAUGCAACGUUGUCAACACCGAAAAUCUCCUCCUAUCCAACAUCUUGUGCUCUUCCUCUUCUUCAUGA
This is a messenger RNA of Lichtheimia ornata, 1464 nucleotides long. RefSeq lists its product as uncharacterized. The record is from RefSeq and is a predicted model, not a curated record. The transcript has 4 exons. NCBI's taxonomy places the organism in Eukaryota, Fungi, Mucoromycota, Mucoromycetes, Mucorales, Lichtheimiaceae. Bases 1 to 1464 code for a protein of 487 amino acids.